Messenger RNA from Argiope bruennichi, 5617 nucleotides. RefSeq names its product insulin-like peptide receptor. The transcript has 24 exons. Gene Ontology annotation, biological process: positive regulation of kinase activity; positive regulation of MAPK cascade; protein phosphorylation. Gene Ontology annotation, cellular component: membrane; axon; insulin receptor complex. The record is from RefSeq and is a predicted model, not a curated record. Lineage: Eukaryota; Metazoa; Arthropoda; Arachnida; Araneae; Araneidae. Bases 379 to 4686 code for a protein of 1435 amino acids. Gene Ontology annotation, molecular function: insulin receptor substrate binding; ATP binding; insulin receptor activity.
CUGGUUUCUGUGCUGGAUGGACGAUGACCUACCAGUGCUUUGUAUCGAUUUAGGCGAUUUCGGGAGGCACAAUUUUUUCCCUCUAGUGCUGUGUGCAUAUUAUCAAGCCUCGUCGCAACGGUUGUUUGUGUGUUGGAGGUCUCAUCCCUUAUCGAAGAUUCGGAUCAACAAAGCUUGUGACGCGCUCGAGUUCGUGCGAUCUUUUUCUCUGAAGAAUAAGUUAACUUCACGCUGAAUUGUGUUUUCUUAUUGUGAUUGAUACCACGAUGCCGCAAAUAAGUUGAAAACUGCGUAUUUAAUGCCGAUGUCCGGAUUAUUCUCUUUUGCCGAUACGAUCUUGGAUUUUAAUUUUAUACAGCGUACGAGGGAGGGGCGGUGAUGGGGCGAGGCCCCUUGCCGCCUCUCGUGGCCUUGGUGCUCCUGUGUUUGUGCUGGUCGCCCACCGGAGUUACCCAGAAGCCUGAGAGGGUAGAGAAAGUUUGCAAGAGCGUGGAUAUUCGUAACAAAGUAGAGAACUUCAAGAAGUUGGAGAAUUGUACUGUGAUCGAGGGGUACCUCCAAAUAUUGCUCAUCGACAAUGGCCAAGCUCAGGACUAUGAUGGGCUCUCCUUCCCAGACCUUGUCGAAAUCACGGACUAUUUUCUUUUGUACAGGGCCUUCGGCCUCAAUUCCGUGGGUAAACUCUUCCCAAACCUGUCGGUCAUCCGAGGCAAUGAACUAUUCCACAAUUACGCCUUCGUGAUUUUCGAAAUGUACCACCUGCAAGAGAUCGGUCUCAGCAAACUGACUGACAUCUUGAGGGGGUCGGUAAGGAUAGAAAAGAAUCCUGGUUUGUGUUACGUGGAAACCAUUGACUGGGACCUUAUCGCGAAGGAGGGUAAAGGUGGACAUUUCAUUAAAGCGAACAAAAAGGCAGCAGAAUGUCCAAAUACGUGUCCUGAGAAUGACCAAUGUCCAGAAUCUCAAGAUAAAUCUCAUCGCCUGUGUUGGAAUUCUCAACAUUGCCAAAAGGUUUGUUGCAAAACGGAUUGUGAGCAUAAUGCAACGUGCUAUAAUUCCACACAUUGCUGUCAUCCUGAAUGCUUAGGAGGAUGUUAUGGGCCUCUGUCGUCUGACUGUAUUGCAUGCAAACAUGUUAUGUAUUAUGAUGAAAAGUACGGGAAAAGAUGCAUGAAAAAAUGUCCUUCCAACCUGUACGAGUUCAUGGGCCGGCGUUGUGUGCAAGAGGAAGAGUGUAAGAAUUACACUAUCACAGACAAGCAGACAGAUGAUCUUCUUGAUGCAAAACGUGCAGAAGACACUCGGAUAUAUUUCAAGCCCUUCAAGAAUAAAUGUUUGCAAGAAUGCCCUCCUGGUUUCGUUGUGGAUGAUAACAAUCCGCAUGUUUGUAAGAAGUGUGAUGCUAAGUGUCCAAAAAUUUGUCCAGGUAUGACCGUAGAUCAUGUUGGUGCUGCACAAAACUACCGAGGAUGUACAAGGAUAAAUGGUUCAUUAGAAAUUCACAUACAAGGAGGAUCAAAUGUUAUAAAAGAACUGGAAGAGAACUUGAAUAUGAUUGAACAAAUUGAUGGCUAUUUAAAAAUUGCUCGGUCUUUCCCUUUGGUUUCCCUGAAUUUUUUGAAAUCCCUCACAACUAUUCGUGGUGAACAGUUGGACAAAAAGAAUUAUGCUCUACUGGUUUUGGAUAAUCAGAAUUUACAAGAGCUUUGGGACUGGCAGAAUCGUAAGACCAAACUUAAAAUUAUGAAUGGAAAGAUCUUCUUUCACUUCAAUUCAAAACUCUGCCCCAGCAAGAUCCAAGAACUGAAAAAAUAUGCAGAAGUAGCUGAUUGGGAUGACAGAGAUGUAUCACCAAGUUCAAAUGGCGACCGUGUUGCUUGUGAUGUUACAAACAUGAAUGUUACAGUUCAAAGUCUUACACCAACAGUUGUAAGGGUCAAAUGGGAAAGUUUCCAUAAGCAGUUGUAUGAUGAAAGAUCUCUCUUAGGAUAUGUCAUUUAUUAUCGAGAAGCAUUGUUUCAGAACAUUUCUAUAUUCGAAGGCCGUGAUGCUUGUGGGACAGAUGCAUGGACAGUUCGGGAUGUAGAGGUUGUUGAAGAUUCAAAUAAUUUCAUUAUUCAUCAUAUAACUGACCUCAAGCCGUUUACUCAGUAUGCUCUUUAUAUACGUACAUAUACAACUGCAUCAGGUAGACAAGGUGCUCAAAGCUCCAUUGUAUAUUUUAAAACUGAACCAGACACUCCUACUCCACCUGUAAGUAUAAAAGCAAGAUCAACACUGCAUGGUGAAAUAGUAGUAUCUUGGAAGCCUCCCAAACACCCCAAUGGAAAUGUUACUUACUAUAUUGUAGAAGGUGUUUACGAAGAAGAUUCAUCUUACUUUUCAGCCCAACGAAAUUAUUGUUUAGAGCCAAUUGCUUUCCCUGAAUAUCGAAAAAGUUUGUACGAUGAUGACACAAGACAUACUGGACUUUUUGACAAUGCUACUUCAUCUAGUGCAGAUUCCGGUGAAGAUGGAGAAUGCUGUGCUUGUUCAAAGGAUCAAAGAACUUUGGGUGUUGAUGAUGAUGAUGCAGAAUUCCAGAUUCAUUUUGAAGAUUUCUUGCAUAACAAAGUGUAUAUUAAAAAUCCAGAUAUAACUCGAAGCCGAAGACAUGUACUUGUACGAACUUCAAAAGAAGAAACUACACCGAGGACCACGAGUGAUCCUUUCAGUGUUGUUAAUCCUUCAAUACAACCUCUUGAUGGAGACAAAUAUGUUAAUGGCUCGUUAUUACAAUUCAGGAGAUUAGUGUAUCAUCAUACUUUUAUAGUUGUUUCUACUUUAAGACAUUUUACAGAAUAUACAGUUGAAAUCCGAGCUUGUCAAGAUAGUCGACCAAAUAUGAGAACUGAUCCAUGUAGUACAAAAGCUAUCACAAGUGUACGGACUCUUCAUUUACCUGGUGCUGAUGAUAUCAGGAGUAAUAGUGUGCAGAUAUUAACUGAAAAUGCUACUGUAUACUCUGGUUUUGUGAAAUGGGAAGAGCCAAAAGAAUCGAAUGGUGUUAUUAUUGCCUAUACUAUAGAGUAUAGAAGAAUGAAUGGUGAAAAUUACAAACCUAAAAGGAUAUGUGUCACCAGAUCAAAUUAUUUGAUCCGUAAUGGUUACUACCUUUCUGAAUUGCCACCUGGAAAUUACUCCUUACGUAUCAGGGCAACAUCAUUGGCUGGUCAUGGAAAUUGGACCCAACAUGUUUAUUUUCAUAUUGUUGCUGUCUCUGAUAACAUUACCAUGGAAACUGCUUUGGCUUUGGGUAUUGUAUUCUUCAUAGCAGUAGCAAUUGGGUGCAUGUAUGGAGUUUAUAGAUGGAAGUUGAGCCCAAGAAUUCCAGACUAUGUUGAUUAUGCAUCAGUCAAUCCGGAAUACAUGAGCUCUAAUCUAGUUUAUACACCUGAUGAAUGGGAAAUUGAACGAGAAAAAGUUCAUCUUUUAGAAGAACUAGGACAAGGCUCAUUUGGCAUGGUUUACAAAGGAAAUGUGAUUGAUUUAGAUGGAAAGCCAUUAACACCUUGUGCUGCUAAGACUGUGAAUGAAAGUGCAUCUCUAAGAGAACGAAUUGAAUUUUUGCAAGAAGCAUCUGUGAUGAAGGCUUUCAAUUGUCACCAUGUUAUAAAACUUCUGGGUGUUGUAUCGAAAGGCCAGCCAACUCUUGUCAUUAUGGAACUAAUGACUAAUGGAGAUCUGAAAACUUACUUACGUUCACACAGACCUGACUCAGAUGACAAUCCUGGUGAACCACCACCUACAUUAAAACAGAUUCUUCAAAUGGCAGCUGAAAUAGCAGAUGGCAUGGCAUAUCUGGCAGCAAAAAAAUUUGUCCAUAGAGAUCUUGCUGCUCGUAACUGCAUGGUAGCAGAAGAUUUAACGGUGAAAAUUGGUGAUUUUGGAAUGACAAGAGAUGUUUAUGAAACUGAUUAUUAUCGCAAAGGAGGAAAAGGUCUUCUUCCAGUUCGCUGGAUGUCACCAGAAUCUCUAAAAGAUGGUAUUUUUGACAGUAGAACGGAUGUAUGGUCAUAUGGGGUUGUACUUUGGGAGAUGGCAACUCUAGCAUCACAGCCAUAUCAAGGACUCUCCAAUGAAGAUGUUCUGAAUUUCGUAAUUAGAGGAGGGUCAAUGGAAAAACCAGAAAACUGCCCAAAAGAAUUGGAUAACUUAAUGAGAAUGUGUUGGGACAAAAGCCCUAAAAGUCGUCCAACUUUUGUGGAGAUAGUGCAGAUGUUGAGUCCACAUGUCAAUGCCAAGUUCCGUGCAGUUUCAUACUGUUUUAGUGAAAGACAUUUGACCAAUUCUGUAGACAUUGAAGAAGUGGCAACUCCAAACACGCCUCUUCGGUCAUCCGUUCGGGAAGAGGACGCAACUGAAGAACAGAUAUACAGGUACUUUCCAAGUGUCACCCAAUUGCCUGAGGACAAUGCUAAUGGUGAUGGACCUGUAAAUGUAGAUGUGGACGAAGAACCAACUACUACAACAGACUCUUUAAUUGGAGCAGACUCUGUAGCUGUUGCUGUUAAUUCCAAUGAAGGAAGUAAAGCCAUUUCCAUCAAUUACUCUGAUGGAAGUAAAGGUAGCAAAAUUAGUACUCUUUCAAAUGGUAGCAUAGCCAAUGGACAUGUGGUUUAUGCAGUCAACAAGAAAGGCAACUGAGUGUUCAUUUCUUUUGGUACAAGUAGCUGGAUAUUUGACCAAAGAAAAUGUUCUGUCUACUCUAGGUGACUCAUUUGAAUUGAGAGAAUCAAAGAUCAUAAUUAUUUAAUUAACUUUGAUUAAUUUGCUCAUUGUGAAUUAUGUUCAUUUGUAUCACAGUGUUUGUCAUUUUUAAAAGUUAUUUUUAUUUCAAAAGAUUGUCAGAACAUAUGCUGUUUCAAAAGGUUGAGUCAGUUACUGAAAAGAAAAUUUUAAAUUGACCUUUAAAAGAAUAGAGAAUUUUCUUGUGUUGAUUAAAAAAUCUGAAUAAUUAUGGUUGCGCAUAUAGAGCAUUAUAAAGUCACAUUAUCAAAAUCUGAAAUUUUUUUAAUGACAAUCAUGUGAUGCUAAUAAUUUUAAAAAAAGGAGAAAAAAAAUCUUAUUUCUUUUACUGCUAAAUAUGUUUUUGAAAAAAAAUAGUUUUUGCAGAAAACUUUUUCAUUUAAUUUUUAUGCCAGUAUACCUAUCAGCAAAUGACUUCAUUUAUGCUCAAUUUGCAAACCAAUGCAAUAAAAAGUAUUUGAAAAAUCAUAUUGAAAAAAUUACUUGUUACAAGUAAUUCUGUAAAUUUUCAAGUGCCUCUUGCUACCAUAAUUUUUUUUAUGAUUUUUAAGUGAGUUGUAAAACUUCAAAUUUUUAAUAUAGAAUUUUAUCUAUUAUGAAAAUUGAUUAUAUCCAAACUAAAUCUUUCUAUUUGUAACAUGUAUCUUUAAUAUUGCCUCCCCCCCAUUUUUGAAAACUUGUCGAUUUAUAAUGCUCUUAAACCAAUUGUUAUAUUUGAUUAUUUGUACAAAUAAUUAAUUUAUGAAAAAUAAUUUAAAUAUCAGUAUCCUAAUACCUUAAUUCUGCAAAAUGCAGCAUUUUGCUAAGAAUAUUUAAUGUUCAACAAAAU